Molecule: messenger RNA, 966 nt
Organism: Didymosphaeria variabile
Lineage: Eukaryota; Fungi; Ascomycota; Dothideomycetes; Pleosporales; Didymosphaeriaceae
Exons: 3
Coding region: 1-966 (321 amino acids)
Source: RefSeq, a predicted model, not a curated record
AUGUUGGCCCUCACAAGCGCAACUGGAAAGCUUGGCUCCGCCGUCCUCAAUGCCAUUCUUAUAAAUAAGCUUAUCGAACCACCAGAACUUGUCGUUUGCACGUCCUCCGAUCCUCUAGACAAACGCUUUGAUGCCCUCCGCGAACGAAAAAUCACCGUACGCUACAACAACUUCGACGAGCCCGAGUCGCUGAAACGCGCCUUCGCAGGAUGCUCGAAGCUGUUCCUGGUCUCCAGUCCACGAAUCUCCAUGGACUACAAUGACGCGCCGCUGUGGGAGGGCCGCGAAGCGCAUCAUCGCGCAGCAAUCGAUGCUGCGAUCGAGGCUGGUGUCAAGCACGUCUACUACACGUCCUUGGCCUUUGCAAACCCCUCAAAAGCGGGCGUCAUGCGAGCGCACACACGUACUGAGAAGUAUUUGAGCGACCUGGCACAUCAGGGCAAGAUCAAUUAUACCAUCAUUCGCGAAGGGCUGUACAACGAGAGCUGGCCGCUGUACUUCGGGUAUUAUUUCCGCUUGCAAGAUGAAACGAGGCAGGAGGUUGUUGUCGCCAACGGCGAUGGUCCCAUUUCAUGGACUGCCAUCGCCGACAUGGCGUUCGGAACAGCCAAGAUCAUCACAGCACCUAGCGACGCCUGGAAGGGAAAGACGUUGUACCUUGCACAGAGCAAGACUUGGUCUCUCGAGGACAUUGCGCGGCUUGUCAGCAAAUUUCAGUGUCAAGACAUCCAUCUCAAGAUCGUGUCAAGAAAGGAGUACGAGGAUCAUUACGUUGCGAGUGGUACUGAAAGGGCUUCAGUGGAAUGGUGGAGCACCACGUACGAUGCUUUGAACGACGGAGAAUGCGACAUCAAGGAUGAUACUCUUGAAAAGAUGUUGCAAGAAGCGGGGAGGAAGCCGAAAUCCCUUGAUGAGACCAUUGCGGAAAUGCUGAAACAUGAGGGAGGAGGUCAGAUAGCUGCAUAG